This is a messenger RNA of Malaclemys terrapin pileata, 672 nucleotides long. Its product is annotated as zinc finger protein 3-like. NCBI's taxonomy places the organism in Eukaryota, Metazoa, Chordata, Testudines, Emydidae. The coding region runs from base 167 to 505 and encodes 112 amino acids. The record is from RefSeq and is a predicted model, not a curated record. The transcript has 4 exons. Gene Ontology annotation, biological process: regulation of DNA-templated transcription.
CCCCCUGCGCGCGGCGCGCUCGCUCCAACCGUCCUAACGGAACCGCCUCGCGCCGGACCCGCGGGUGCGUCACUUCCGGCUUCUGCUGCCCGGCUCGCACCUCCUUCCCCCACUCCCCGGCUGCAGAAUGACGCCCACGUUUCGCUCCAGCUGAUCCCAGUCUCCCAUGGGACAGGGAAGGGAAAUGGCUGCAGAGGAGCCAGUCCAGGGGCCGGUGACCUUCGAGGAGGUGGCUGUGUAUUUCACCAGGGAAGAAUGGGCUCUGCUGGACCCCACUCAGAGAGCCCUCUACAGGGGUGUCAUGCAGGAGAACUACGUGAAUGUGACCUCGCUGGAUUCACCAUGUGGAUUGGGAAACAGCCCAGAGAUCUUCCCCUCUGGUAGAAGCCACAGUCCAGGUCAAUUCCUCCUGUGUUUGAUCAGGAGUUGGGAGGUUUGGGGGGAACCCGGGCCUGCCCUCUACUCCAGGUUCCAGCCCAGGGCCCUGUGGACUGCAGCUGUCUAGAGUGCCUCCUGGUACAGUUGCACGACACCUACAACUCCCUGGGCUACUUCCCCAUGGCCUCCUCCAAACACCUUUAUCCUCACCACAGGACCUUCCUCCUGGUGUCUGAUAAUGCUUGUGCUUCUCAGUCUUCCAACAAUAGGUCUUCUCGCUCUCAGCUCCUUGUG